Molecule: messenger RNA, 5113 nt
Organism: Oncorhynchus gorbuscha (pink salmon)
Lineage: Eukaryota; Metazoa; Chordata; Actinopteri; Salmoniformes; Salmonidae
Product: WD repeat-containing protein 26-like
Exons: 14
Coding region: 415-2229 (604 amino acids)
Biological process (GO): proteasome-mediated ubiquitin-dependent protein catabolic process
Cellular component (GO): GID complex
Molecular function (GO): protein binding
Source: RefSeq, a predicted model, not a curated record
CCCGGACACAAGGGAGUGUAGGAAUUUCCGGUGACGUCACCGCGUCUCAAUAUCCAUAAUGGGUCUGCAGCUGUCUGGAGAGCAACAAUAACAAGAGAAGCUCAGCGAUAAAACGAGUUAUUGUCUCGUCUCUGACACCUUUGCUAGCCCCAACUUUACAUCAUUCUGUCACCAACACCCUCGGUGAAUUAACUCUGGCCUCCGCUUCCUCCGACUCGGAAACCGGCGGAGCGUCGCCGCUACCGCGAAAGAAAUACCGAGCUUCGGUGGCGGAGGGAGCAGGGGGGGCUUGGGGCUGCAAUUGGGUCAGCGGCCCUGUCUACAGUUGUGGGGAUUUGAACUUUUCCCAAUUCACCCGUUGCUCCUAUUAUUCGAUUCAAUCCGCACAGUGUAGCCCACAUCAACAUUAAUAACAUGCAGGCCAACGGGGCAGGACAGGGUCAAGAUUCGGAGCUGUCCUGCCUAAACAACAGUGCGCAAAACGGAGAGUCGUCCUCCGCCGGGGAAGCUCACACUAACGUUAAUGGACUAUCCACAACAAACAAUGGGAACUCUGUCAGUAACAACGACGGUAUCCCAGCCCCAGCAGCAUCCAACAACACCGUGUCUUCGGAUGCAAACUCCGUGAAAAAGAAGAAACGUCUUUCUCAGUCAGAGGAAGAUGUCAUUAGACUUAUAGGGCAACAUUUACACGAUUUAGGACUUAAUCAGACAGUGGACCUGUUGAUGCAGGAGUCUGGCUGCAGACUGGAGCAUCCCUCUGCCACGAAGUUCCGCAACCAUGUGGUGGAAGGAGAGUGGGACAAGGCUGAAAGUGACCUGAAUGAGCUAAAAGCAUUGAUGCAUUCUCCAAGUGCUAUUGUGCGGAUGAAGUUCCUGCUCCUACAGCAGAAGUACCUGGAGUGUCUGGAGGAUGCCAAGGUCCUGGAGGCGCUGCAGGUCCUGAGAGCUGAGCUCACUCCCCUCAAGUACAACACAGAGCGCAUCCACAUCCUGAGCGGGUACCUGAUGUGCAGCCAUGCAGAGGACCUGAGAGCAAAGGCAGAGUGGGAGGGCAAAGGCAUUGCCUCCCGCACUAAACUCCUGGACAAGUUACAGACGUACCUGCCUCCCUCUGUGAUGCUGCCUCCGCGCCGGCUGCAGACCCUGCUGAGGCAGGCUGUGGAGCUGCAGAGAGAGCGUUGCCUCUACCACAACACCAAACUGGACAGUGGCCUGGACUCUGUGUCCCUCCUCUUGGACCACGCCUGCAGCCGGAAACAGUUCCCUUGCUACACCCAGCAGAUCCUCACCGAACACUGCAAUGAAGUGUGGUUCUGCAAGUUCUCCAAUGACGGCACCAAACUGGCCACGGGAUCCAAAGACACCACAGUCAUCGUGUGGCAUGUCAACACAGAGAGUCACCAGUUGAAGCUGAUGAAGACUCUAGAGGGCCACGCCUAUGGUGUCUCAUACCUGGCUUGGAGCCCUGAUGACACUUACUUGAUUGCCUGUGGCCCAGAUGACUGCUCAGAGCUGUGGCUGUGGAACGUACAGACGGGUGAGUUGCGGACAAAAAUGAGCCAAUCACACGAGGACAGUCUGACCAGUGUGGCUUGGAAUCCAGACGGCAAACGCUUUGUCACCGGAGGCCAGAGGGGCCAAUUCUACCAGUGUGAUCUGGAUGGUAACCUGCUGGACUCGUGGGAAGGAGUAAGGGUUCAAUGCCUGUGGUGCCUGGGUGACGCUCGGACCGUCCUAGCAUCAGACACACACCAGCGUAUCCGUGGUUACAACUUUGAGGACCUUACGGACAGAAACAUAGUCCAGGAGGACCAUCCAAUCAUGUCUUUCACAGUUUCAAAGAACGGGAGGUUAGCUCUGCUGAAUGUGGCUACUCAGGGUGUGCACCUGUGGGACCUACAUGACCGGGUGCUGGUGAGGAAGUAUCAGGGUGUGACACAGGGCUUCUACACCAUCCACUCCUGCUUUGGAGGACACAACGAAGACUUCAUCGCCAGUGGGAGUGAGGAUCACAAAGUGUACAUCUGGCACAGGCGCAGUGAGCUGCCCAUCGCAGAGUUGACAGGUCAUUCACGUACAGUAAACUGUGUGAGCUGGAAUCCUGUAGUACCCGGUCUCCUGGCCAGCGCCUCAGACGACGGCACUGUCCGAAUCUGGGGGCCCGCCCCUUUCCUUGAUGUCCAGGACGCUGAGGGGCUAAACGAAUGUUGUAGCAUGGACAGCUGAUGGUGACCUUGGAGCAGAAGACACUACUUCUCGAAUUCAGGAGAAAAACACUAAACUCUAACGAGUGAAGCAGAGAAACUAUUGCGUUUUGACAGCUGCUUUCUGAAGGUUUGGCUCUGGGGCUGUGCUCCAGUGGCAGGUGAUAACGUCACACACACGGAGAUGUCAGACAAAUCACUUAAAUUAACUGAUUACCAAGCAGGCACCUUGACUGACCUCCCGCCUCUUCUUACCUGUGUGGCUCAGUGUCUGAUGUCUGUUGCACCUCCUGUGUUCAGCCAGGCCCCAUCCUCUUUCGUCUUGGAGCUAACCCCAGGUCUGCCACCUUUCACCUGCCUCGUCGAGAGUUUAUUAUUUAUUAUUGAUAGUAUUAUUUAUUGUCAUGAUUAGAACGUUGAUAUAUGGAGAGAGGGCUGUAGUGGUGGAGAGUGGUAUGGGUAUAUACAGUGCUGUGAAAAAGUAUUUUCCCCUUUAUAAUUCUCUACUUUUGCAUAUUUUUGAUACUAAAUGUUAUCAGAUCUUCAACCAAAACCGAAUAUUAGAUAAAGGGAACCUGAGUGAACAAAUAACACAACAAUGACACACUUAUUUCAUAAACAAAGUUAUGCAACACCCAAUUGCCCUGUGUGAAAAAGUAAUUGCACCCUUACACUCAGUAACUGGUUGUGCCAUCUUUAGCUACAAUGACUCCAACCAAAUGCCUCCUGUAGUUGUUGAUCAGUCUCUCAUGUCGCUGUGGAGGAAUUUUGGCCCACUCUUCCAUGCAGAACUGCUUUAACUCAGCGACAUUGUAGGUUUUCCAGCAUGAACUGCAUGUAUCAAGUCCUGCCACAACAUCUCAAUUGGGAUUAGGUCUGGACUUUUGACUAGGCCAUUCCAAAACUUAAAAUGUGUUGCUUUUUAGCCAUUUUCAUGUAGACUUGAUUGUGUGUUUUGGAUCAUGUCUUGCUGCAUGACCCGGCUGCGUUUCAGCUUCAGCUCACGGACGGAUACAAUUCUCUGAUACAGAGCAGAAUUCAUGGUUUGUUCUAUUAAGGCAAGUCACCCAGGUCCUGAGGCAGCAAAGCAUCCCCAAACUAUCCCACUUACCACCAUCAUACUUAAGGUUUUCUAUUGUGGAAUGCAGUGUUUGGUUUUCGCCAGGCGUAAUGGUACACAUCUCAUUAUAAAAGUUAUACUUUUGAAUCAUCUGUCCAUAGAACAUUCUUCCAAGAGUCUUAAUGGAAGUCCAUGUGCAUUUUGGCAAACUUGAGUCUUUGUGAAUAAGGGUCCCAUUAUGUCUAACGAAAACAAAACACUGCAUUCCACAGUAAAAAACUCAUAGCAACGGUCAAGCAUGGUGCUGGUAGUGGGAUGGUUUGGUGAUGCUUUGCUGCCUUAGGAACUGGAUGACUUGCCUUAAUAGAAGGAACCAUGAAUUCUGAUCUGUAUCAGAGAAUUCUACAGGAGAAUAUCGGGCCAUCAGUCUGUGAGCUGAAGCGCAGCUGAGGGGUGGUGACCUGUCAACUCUGCGAUGGGCUGGGUCAUGCAGCAAGACAAUGAUCCAAAACAUCCAAUCAAGUCUACAUGAAAAUGGUUCAAAAGUAACAAAUGUUAUGUUUUGGAAUGGAUUAGUCAAAGUCCAGACCUAAUCCCAAUUGAGAUGUUGUGGCAGGACUUGACAAAGGCAGUUCAUGCUUGAAAAUCCCAAAAUAUCGCUAAAGCAUAUCGUUAAAGCAGUUCUGCAUGCAAGAGUGGGUGAAAAUUCCUCCACAGCGAUGUGAGACACUAAUCAACAACUAGAGGAAGCAUUAGGUUGCAUUCAUUGCAGCUAAAGUUGGCACAACCAGUUAUGGAGUGCAAGGGGGCAAUUCGUUUUUCACACAGGGUAAUUGGGUGUUGUAUAACUUUGUUAAUAAUUAUUUAAAUAAAUUUGGGUUCCCUUUAUCUAAUACUGGGUUUUGAUUGAAAAUCUGAUAACAUUCAGUAUCAAAAAUAUGCCAAAAUCAGGAAGGGGGCAAAUACUUUUCACGGCACUGUAUAUCUAUGUUGUUCUUCCAACGGGAAAGUGAUUUUUAUUGGUUUAUUUAUUGCCUCUAAUAAACCUCUCAACGUAUAAGAGAUUGGGGUUUUCACAUGCUGAAAAUAAUGACGUAUUUUAUUUCACCUCAAACUUUUAGCUAAUUUUAAAUGACAGGACUUACAGGCAUUUUAACUGAAUUGGAUAUACAAUCCACAAAUCUAAGUGAAUCUUGGAGAUGCUUGUAUGGUUAUGGUGAUUAUGUUUGUUUAGUGUUUUUUAACACAGUUAAAUACCCUUUUAAAUUUGAUGUAGUUUUGUUUCCCCAAAGGAUGGGAUGGUGAGAUUGAUGUGCAUGUUGCUUAGGCCUCACUGCUGCCAGAAGAAACCAUUUUGACCACCUGUGGUUCAGCUAAAUAGCAUUUGAUUAUAUGGUGGCUAUGCUCUUACUCUUCAGAGUCCAUGCUAGACCUAGUGAAGCACAUGCUGAGGCUAACUUUCUAAUGGGAAUGUUUAGGAGGUUAUAAACUGAGCAAAAAAAGAAACGUCUCACUGUUAACUGCGCUUAUUUUCAGCAAACUUAAAAUGUGUAAAUAUAUGUAUGAACAUAACAAGAUUCAACAACUGAGACAUAAACUGAACAAGUUCCACAGACAUGUGACUAACAGAAAUGGAAUAAUGUGUCCCUGAUCAAAGGGGGGGUCAAAAGUAGCAGUCAGUAUCUGGUGUGGCUAGCAGCUGCAAUAAGUACUACAGUCCCAUCUCCUCAUGGACUGCACCAGAUUUGCCAGUACUUGCUGUGAGAUGGUACCCCACUCUUCCACCAAGGCACCUGCAAGUUCCCGGACAUUUCUGGGGAGAAUGGCCCUAGCCCUCACCCUCCGA